AUGGGCAGGGUUCCAACGAGGACCGGUCUGGCAGGGUGCACCUCGCCCGUCAGCUACCUGCAGCUCAAGUUCUGGAGGGUUUAUUCUCAAGAGGAGAGCAACCUCAUGGACUCCUACACUGUGACGCAUGCCAAGGAACUAGCACAGAGAAACCUGGAAAGCUUCUUCAAACAGACAAUGUCCCAACAUGUAAUCACUCCCUCCAACAAAGACUGGGAGAAAAUCUCUACGCUCUACAAGUUCAGCACGAAAGACUACUACUACAGCACAUUACACAAGUACGUGGAGACUGGGAUGAUGAGAAUGGCCUCGGUCAAAUCAGAUGAGUCACCUUCAGACAAUCCAGCAGUUCUUAAUUUUGUGGAUGAAGUUGGAAUGGGGCUGUAA
This is a messenger RNA of Phycodurus eques (leafy seadragon), 387 nucleotides long. RefSeq names its product calcium homeostasis modulator protein 6-like. Gene Ontology annotation, molecular function: monoatomic cation channel activity. The transcript has 2 exons. The coding region runs from base 1 to 387 and encodes 128 amino acids. NCBI's taxonomy places the organism in Eukaryota, Metazoa, Chordata, Actinopteri, Syngnathiformes, Syngnathidae. The record is from RefSeq and is a predicted model, not a curated record.